AUGAUAUCACCUUCGCCUGCAGCUGGGUGUAGAUUUUCCGACAGCGCAUCCUGCCUUAUAAGCUCCCGCGAGGUGAGACACUUUCCCUUAGUUCUACAGUUUCACUUACUCAACACACGACUUCCACAACCACUACAGUCACAUACCGCAAAGAUGGUCUAUCCAGAUACCGCCGAGGGCUUCGUGAUAAAAGAUCAGAAGCAAUGGCAACAGUUCGAAAAGCAGGAGUUCAAAUUGAAGCCCUUCGAAGAUAGAGACAUCGACAUUGCAAUUGAGUGCUGUGGUGUAUGCGGGUCGGACGUUCACACCAUCAACGGCGGCUGGGGCGACUGCCCACUCCCAAUCUGCGUCGGCCACGAAGUCGUAGGCAAGGCGAUAAAAGUUGGAAAAGAUGUCAAGACAAUCAAGGUCGGCGACCGUGUCGGUGUCGGUGCCCAGAUCCAGGCCGACCUGACCUGCAACAACUGCAAAGCAGACCAAGAAAACUACUGCCCCAACUCAGUAGACACAUACGGUGCUCCAUACAAGGAUGGCACAAUCUCGCAAGGUGGCUACGCCUCACACAUUCGUGCCCACGAGUACUUCACCUUCAAGAUUCCGGACAACAUUGAGAGCGAGAUUGCCGCACCUAUGCUGUGCGCUGGUCUUACGGUGUACAGCCCUCUGGUUCGUCUGGGAGCUGGGCCGGGCAAGAAGUUUGCUAUUGUGGGAAUGGGUGGUCUUGGUCACUUCGCAGUGCUCUGGGCUGCGGCUCUUGGCGCGGAGGUCUACGUCCUCUCGCACAGCCCGAACAAGAAGGAGGAUGCGCUCAAGAUGGGCGCCAAGCACUUCAUCGUCACGAACGAUGAGGGCUGGCACAAGGAUCUCGCUUUCACCUUCGACUUCAUCCUCAACUGCGCCGAUGCUACGCACAAGUUCAAGCUCACGGACUACUUCUCGACUCUGAAGGUUAUGGGCAGAUUCCACAAUGUUGGCUUCGGUGACCACCCUCUCCCAGAGAUCAUGGCGCAGGACUUUGCAAGCAAUGGCUGCUACAUUGGUGCUUCGCACAUUGGCAAUAGGCCUGAGAUGCUGGCCAUGUUCGACCUUGCCUCGAAGCAGAACAUCAAGAGCUGGAUCAAGACCACACCAAUAAGUGAAGAGGGCUGCAAGGAGGCUGUCACCGCCGUGUCAGAGAACACUGUGCGAUACCGUUACGUCCUUACCGACUACGACAAGGUCUUUGGUAAGCGUGAUUAG
Molecule: messenger RNA, 1239 nt
Organism: Fulvia fulva
Lineage: Eukaryota; Fungi; Ascomycota; Dothideomycetes; Mycosphaerellales; Mycosphaerellaceae
Product: NADP-dependent alcohol dehydrogenase 6
Exons: 4
Coding region: 1-1239 (412 amino acids)
Biological process (GO): alcohol metabolic process
Molecular function (GO): zinc ion binding; alcohol dehydrogenase (NADP+) activity
Source: RefSeq, a predicted model, not a curated record